Pleurotus ostreatus (oyster mushroom) is the source of this 492-nucleotide messenger RNA. RefSeq lists its product as uncharacterized. The transcript has 4 exons. Bases 1 to 492 code for a protein of 163 amino acids. Lineage: Eukaryota; Fungi; Basidiomycota; Agaricomycetes; Agaricales; Pleurotaceae. The record is from RefSeq and is a predicted model, not a curated record.
AUGGAGAUGCUGGACAAGCUGGUGGCCAAGCAUUCAAGUGCUGAAGCAACUUCUGCUGUUGCUACUGUCCUUGGGCUUACCAGUGAGGUUGAGGAUAGCAAAUCUUACUUGGCUGCCUGUGCAAAAGAGGUGAAUGCAAAGUCUCCUUGGGUGGAGUUUGAUUGGCAGGAGGAGGCCAUACAGAAGGAUCAAUAUGCUUGUCUAGGCCUUUCUGAUGAUGGGUGUUAUGGAGGCAAAAUCAUUCUGGGAGGCAAGUUGGAUGACUCCACAAACAGCAUCAAGCUUGACCGAGCUGAGCUUGGAUCCUCAUCUCGCUUUUUACGUCACUUUGGCUCACGACAUUUCCUCCGCAUCAAGAUUCCAAGAAAAUGUACCUUAGGGUUAACCAUGCUCAAGCGCUGGCGACCGGGUCUGUCGUUGCUAGCACAACUAAGUGGGCAAACAUUUUUGAUGGGUUCUCUUCAGUCCCUCAAGCUCAAGUACUUAUACUAG